CGUUGGGUCUUGUGAAUAAAUUAACUUUGCGCAAAGCAUUUAUGUAGCGAGUGUUGGGUGUCAAAUAUUAUUUAGCGAUGACUGAGUCUACGAGUGAUUACCGCACUAAGAGAUAUGUACCUCGCGACGUUUGGCACAAACUAAAAUGCCCAAACUGCAAUCGAACCCUAUCCGUUGGACCUGUCAUGAUUUGCUUGAUAAGAACCUAUAUAUGCGGAAGAUGCACGAAAGCGGUAAAAUUUAAAAAUGUCAAAUUUACUAAAAGUCUGUAUAACAUUGUUGCUUGUGGAUUUUCUUUCCCAUGUUUGUAUACUUACCUAGGAUGCCGCACGAAUCUAUCCAUUUUUGAAAUGUCAAAUCAUGAACAACAAUGCAGUGCGGUCGCAUUGGAACCUUCAGAAGUAUAUUGCCGAUUAUGCACAUUUAAAGGACCGGACAUGGUUGACAUGGUCAUGCACAUGAGGAGAUGUCAUCUAGAAGAAGCAUUAUUUGAAGGAGCGAAAACAAUAUUUUCAAUAACGGUUGACCAAAAAUUGAGCAGACUGUUCUUCCUUGAAGAUGGAAUUUUUCUAAUGCAUUUGGAAUACAAUAGGCCCACUACGAGCUUGUUUGUAACUAUUGAUUGUUUAUCAGUAGUGAGGCCACGACUAUUUAGCGUCAAAAUUCAAAAUCCUGAUGACCCAUCGAAUCAUGUACUACUUCAAUCUACCAAUGGUGUUAAUAUUAGCUUAGUUGUGAUUAGGAAGAAUUACGGCCAAUUGAAUGAUAUAUUUGGUUUAAAUACUGUAUUAUCGUACGAAUUAAUUGUUGAAAAUUUAGACUUAAGUUUAGAGGAACAUGACUUGCAACUGAGAUCUCUCGAUCUGCGCAAAACCGAGCAAGCCUGUGAAAGAAUUGUAGGAAGGCUCAAUCUCAUAACAAAGACAACGAAUGAGAAAUUCGAUACACAUAAACAGAUUCUUGAUAUUCUAAAGUAUAUAGCCCCGAUCGUUUUGAAAUGCAGCAAUUGUAAUAUAAUCAAUCCAGGGAUAAAACACUACAUUUGCUCAGAAGGGCACAUCUAUUGUAGGGCCUGCGUGCAUCCUAAAUGUGAAGCAUGUAAGGAGUUCAGAGAAUUCAAUUCAGUUAACGAUCUUCUAAAACAAGGAGUGGUUUGCGAUUGGCCUGAAUGCGACAUUAUCACAGAACUACAUUACUACAUUUCACAUAAGGCUGCUUGUUCACAUCGAACUUACUUUUGUCCUCUCAAAGGUUGCUACCAAUAUUUCACAUCCAUUCCUGAACUCGCUGUUCAUUGGCAUGCUGCUACUCCCGGUCUUAUAGAAAACAACUCCAAUAUCGUUUGUUGUAAGGGCGCUCACCAGGAGUUUUUUUGGAUAUUUAAUCAUGACAUAUAUCGUGUGUUAGUCAAUAUCAGCGAGAACAUUCAAAUAAUCGUUGAAGACUUCGAUGUCGUAUUAACUAACAGCAAAAUCUACUGUUACGGAAUUAAAGACGAUGUAAGGGAGGAAAUUCCGUCCUCCAAUAUUUGUGGCUGCUUUCAGGUUUUUGUGAACAAUCGGCAAGCAGAAAAUCCAGAUGAGUUUGUUUAUGAUAAAGUAAAAAUUCAAAUGGUGAGUGGCGUAUUUGGUUGAUGCGAAAUAUCAAUUUGCUUGAUGCAAAAUAUUCAUAUUUCAAUAGUUAACGAAUAACAUGUGUGGAUUUUAUGUACAUGACUUCUUCCACAUGUUGCUUCUUCCAUUGAGUUAUUGAAAACCGAUUAUAAAGCACUGUUAUUGGCUAGUUAUAUAUUGUUUUUUCCUAAUGUUUAUCGUAUUAAUAUAGUGUUCAAUCAUUUAUUUAUUAAUUUCUGAUUGAUUAUGUCGUAAUUUUUAUACUUACUUAGUUCUUUUAUAGAUUAGAAUAUUAUUUUACACCUCUUAAUACUCUAAUAAUUCAACAUAGAAACACUGUUAUUCUAUUUGUUUGAAAUAUAUUGAUGCAUUACUGAAA
This is a messenger RNA of Dendroctonus ponderosae (mountain pine beetle), 1992 nucleotides long. RefSeq lists its product as uncharacterized. The coding region runs from base 78 to 1634 and encodes 518 amino acids. The record is from RefSeq and is a predicted model, not a curated record. The transcript has 3 exons. Gene Ontology annotation, molecular function: ubiquitin protein ligase activity. Gene Ontology annotation, cellular component: cytoplasm. NCBI's taxonomy places the organism in Eukaryota, Metazoa, Arthropoda, Insecta, Coleoptera, Curculionidae.